AGGCGGAGGCGGCCCCGGCCAUGUCGGGCGAGGAGGAGGCGGCCGAGCUGACGAUCGCCGAGGACCUGGUGGUGACCAAGUACAAGAUGGGGGGGGACAUCGCCAACCGGGUCCUGCGGGCGGUGCUGGAUGCGGCCAGCGCGGGCGCCUCGGUGCUGGGCCUGUGCGAGAAGGGAGAUUCCAUGAUCAUGGAGGAGACCGGCAAGAUCUUCAAGAAGGAGAAGGACAUGAAGAAAGGCAUCGCCUUCCCCACCAGCGUCUCGGUCAACAACUGCGUCUGCCACUUCUCCCCGCUCAAGAGCGACCAGGACUACACCCUCAAGGACGGGGACCUGGUCAAAGUGGACCUGGGGGUGCACGUGGACGGCUUCAUCGCCAACGUGGCGCACAGCUUCGUCAUCGAGGCCUCCAAGGAGAAGCCCGUGUCCGGCCGGAAAGCCGACGUCAUCAAAGCAGCCCAUCUGUGCGCCGAGGCCGCGCUGCGCUUGGUGAAGCCUGGGAACCAGAACACACAAGUGACGGAGGCCUGGAACAAAAUAGCCCACUCGUUUCACUGCACCCCCAUUGAAGGGAUGCUGUCCCACCAGCUGAAGCAGCACGUCAUCGACGGCGAGAAAACCAUCAUCCAGAACCCCACAGACCAGCAGAAGAAGGACCAUGAAAAGGCGGAAUUCGAGGUCCAUGAGGUUUACGCCGUCGACGUCCUCGUCAGCAGCGGGGAGGGGAAGGCCAAGGACGCGGGGCAGAGGACGACCAUCUACAAACGGGACCCGGGCAAGCAGUACGGCCUCAAGAUGAAAACCUCCCGUGCCUUCUUCAGCGAGGUGGAGCGGCGCUUCGACACCAUGCCCUUCACCCUCAGGGCCUUUGAGGAUGAGAAGAAAGCCAGGAUGGGAGUGGUGGAAUGCGCCAAGCACGAGCUGCUCCAGCCCUUCAAUGUCCUCUAUGAGAAGGAAGGGGAGUUCGUGGCGCAGUUCAAGUUCACGGUGCUCCUGAUGCCCAACGGUCCCAUGCGGAUAACGGGGGGCCCCUUCGAGCCCGACCUCUACAGAUCCACCUUCGAGGUGCAGGAUGCUGAGCUCAAGGCCCUGCUCCAGAGCUCCGCCAGCCGCAAGACCCAGAAGAAGAAGAAGAAGAAGGCCUCCAGGAAUGCCGAGAACGCCACCACGGGGGAGGCAGCGGAGGAGCCGGAACCGGAACCGGAACCGGGGGAUUGA
This is a messenger RNA of Neopsephotus bourkii (Bourke's parrot), 1217 nucleotides long. It is a transcript of the gene PA2G4, whose product is annotated as proliferation-associated 2G4. The coding region runs from base 21 to 1217 and encodes 398 amino acids. Lineage: Eukaryota; Metazoa; Chordata; Aves; Psittaciformes; Psittacidae. The transcript has 13 exons. The record is from RefSeq and is a predicted model, not a curated record.